GGUGGGGGGUUAAUUGGGAAAGAAGGGUGUUAAAGAGAUAGGAGGAGGGAUAAGAUGUCCUUUGGUGGGGUUUGGAGUAGGGUGAAGCCGUACUUGGCUAUGGUCUUCUUGCAGUUUGGGUUUGCCGGGAUGUACGUGAUCUCGGUGGCAACGCUCAAGCAAGGCAUGAGCCAUUAUGUGCUUGUGGUGUAUCGCAAUGCCAUCGCGACGGCCGUCGUCGCCCCAUUCGCAUUGUGGUUCGAGAACAGGAAAGCCCGGCCGAAGAUGACACUCUCCAACUUUCUCAAGAUAAUGGCUUUAGCACUACUAGAGCCUGUGCUUGACCAAAAUUUCUAUUACAUGGGGGCCAAGAACACGAAUGCAAGCUUCGCAUCUGCCCUUUACAACGUACUUCCUGCUAUGACCUUCGUUAAUGCCGUUAUUCUCAGAAUGGAGAAAAUAGAUAUCAAGAAACGGCAUAGCCAAGCCAAGAUCGCCGGCACUCUGGUGACUCUGGUUGGUGCAUUGCUCAUGAUACUAUACAAAGGACAGGUGGUAGAAUUUAUUUGGACAAAGGGACGCAACCACUACAACAAUAACGCUGGCAGCCAAGAUGAUAGCCACUGGCUUGAGGGCGUGUUCAUGCUAUUAUUUAGCUGCUUCUGUUGGUCUGCUUUCUUUUUACUACAAUCACAUACACUGAAGUCCUAUCCAGCAGAGCUUUCCUUGACCACCUGGAUAUGCUUCAUGGGUGCGGUGCAAAGUGGUGCAGUUGCUCUCGUAAUGGAGCAUGAAGCCAAGCCAUGGUUGAUAGGAUUUGACUUGAGACUCCUAACGGCCGCUUACUCCGGAAUAAUGUGCUCUGGGAUCACAUACUAUAUUCAAGGAAAAGUGAUGAAGGAAAGGGGCCCUGUCUUCGUGACUGCGUUUAACCCUCUAUGCAUGAUAAUAGUAACUAUAAUGGGCUCCAUCAUUUUAGCAGAGGAGAUCACUUUGGGAAGGGUGGUUGGAGCAACUAUCAUAGUAAUUGGUCUCUACUCUCUGAUAUGGGGUAAGAGCAAGGAUCACUUGACCCAAUCCUCAGAUGAUGAUGAGAAGAAAGGGGCGUUCGAGCUGCCGAUUUCUGCGACCGAUGCGAUGAAAUCUAAUUCUGCUGACCAUGGCACUGUUGCAGAGAUUCCAUCCGCAAAGAGUCCUUGAAGAAUUUAGCUCCAUUUUCUAUACGCAACUAGUAGAUUAUGCUGUCACUUUUUUAAUUAUGUAAUCGGGCUUUCAGCUAUUAGUGCUUGCACUUUAUGAAUGAUCGGGGAAUGAAUUGGACUAGAUGCAACUUCUUGUCAAAAAUUUACAGAAAUGUAACAGUUGUGAUGAAGUAUGAUGUGCAAAGCUAAAG
Molecule: messenger RNA, 1372 nt
Organism: Elaeis guineensis (African oil palm)
Lineage: Eukaryota; Viridiplantae; Streptophyta; Magnoliopsida; Arecales; Arecaceae
Product: WAT1-related protein At1g21890
Cellular component (GO): membrane
Molecular function (GO): transmembrane transporter activity
Source: RefSeq, a predicted model, not a curated record